This is a messenger RNA of Xenopus tropicalis (tropical clawed frog), 2522 nucleotides long. It is a transcript of the gene lhfpl6, whose product is annotated as LHFPL tetraspan subfamily member 6. Lineage: Eukaryota; Metazoa; Chordata; Amphibia; Anura; Pipidae. The record is from RefSeq and is a predicted model, not a curated record. The transcript is spliced from 4 exons. Bases 566 to 1168 code for a protein of 200 amino acids. Gene Ontology annotation, cellular component: membrane.
CAGUGGGAAUCUUUAGGAAUGUACUAAUAACAUUUCCACUGGAGGCUCCUGAGUGAGGGGAGGGCUGCCUGCGCUGCCUGCUGCUCCAGAGCUGUGGGGAAGGGACUCUCAGUAUAACGCUGUGCAGCAGGGAAGGAUCUGCUUGUGGCAGCGCUGCGCUUCUUGCUGCUGGAAGAGAAGGGACGGGAUCCGGCAGGUUCCACUUGUGGGUGUCAGUCGGGAUCCCCAGCUGCUGGGGCGAGUAACACGUGUGCCCAAGGGAUCGGGACAUCUGAGCCGAGCUGGUGAGUGUCAGGCUGGGAGUAGAAUGGAAGUGCCUCUGAGCGAUCCAUCACACACUGGCCAUCUAGAGAUCAGCUGCGACCUGCUUCUGUUGCACUCCAGCUGAGACUGAACUACAACUUUCAACAUCUUCACACUGGGCUUGUUGAAAAAAAUGGACAAGUGAUUGCAGCCUGGAUCCAGGGUUGCAUUGGAAUACUUUUUACAUAUAUCAUUCCUUUGGAUUUCCAGAUUUUUAACUUUACUUGACCUUUAGUGACAUUUGCCUUGUUGGAGGAGCAUCAUGGCCUCUAGUUUGACAUGCGCCGGAGUAAUAUGGGCGUUACUGUCAUUCCUAUGUGCUGCAGCAUCUUGUGUUGGAUUCUUCAUGCCAUAUUGGCUGCUGGGUAGCCAGCUGGAUAAGCCCGUAUCAUUUGGAACCUUCCGCCGGUGCUCAUACCCAGUACGGGAUGAAACCCGCCAGACCACUUUUAUGGUUGAACAGUGUGGCCGCUAUGCAUCUUUCGAGGCAAUCCCAAGUCCUGAGUGGAGGAUCUGUACGAUAGUUACAGGCCUAGGUUGUGGCCUUCUGCUUUUGGUUGCCCUGACGGCAAUGAUGGGUUGUUGUGUGACUGAGCUCAUCUCUAGGACCGUGGGAAGAGUGGCCGGUGGGAUACAGUUUCUGGGAGGGUUGCUGAUUGGAGCUGGCUGUGCUUUGUAUCCCCUGGGAUGGGACAGUGAAGAGGUUCGGCAGGCAUGUGGGAAUUUGUCCGACCAGUUUGAACUGGGCACCUGUAGAUUUGGAUGGGCAUACUAUUGCACUGGAGGGGGGGCUGCAGUUGUCAUGCUGAUCUGCACCUGGUUAUCUUGUUUCUCAGGCAAGAAGCAAAAGCAAUACCCUUACUAGAACCUACUGUGAAAUAAGUGUGCUGGGCUAUCAAAGACUCGCAAGGACCAGAAGGGUAGUUUGAGAAUGGUGCUUUGGCACUUACCAACAGGACAGUUACCAUCACGACGGCUGGAGUGAGCUUUUCACAUCUUCACGGCGCACUGUCCUCGCUAAUGGACAUUCAUUCACAUGCACCAUAUUCUGAGGCCAAGUUCUCUAGAAUGUGGUUGGUUACCUCCUGAGGAUUUCACAAGCUUUUAAGAUGCCAGAAUUUUUAUCGCUUUGGUGAAAGGAACAGCGAUCUCACUUUUUAUACUUCAGCGAAAGCACAAACCUGCUGCAAGCAAGUAGCACAAAGCUGGGCUUUUAAUGCAGCCUCCUUUAGCCCAGGAAUGUCCAACAUGCAAACCUCUAGCUGUGGGAGCAGUCAUGGUAUCACAGGUUGGACAUCUCUGAUAAAGCCCCUUUGACACUAGUUGGGCCACAAGUCAUUCAGGGGCAUAUAUGUAGCGGUCAGGUUGCCAAACCUAAUAAUGGCAAUUAGUGCAUGUUCCCAGCUAUGUUACUGCCCCCUCUGGUAGGAAAGGGUAUAUUUCAGUAUUAGUGUUUUUUCUAUUGCUAUAAUAGCUUCUGUAAAAUAUUGUUUGGACCAUUCUGCACAGUUUUUAUAAUUUUGUGUAUAUGUAUCUUGAGGUUAAUAUAUAUAUAUAUAUAUAACACCUCAGGAGCACAAAGGGCUCCAGUGUAUUGUGUUAAAGGGGAAAUAUGACUAUGUACUUUCAUUAGAAGGAGUUAUCUUCCAUCAUUUUCUGUUCCUAUACAUGUAUACAUAUACAAUAUAGGAGUUGGAUGUCUGUGCUGAGGAAUUCUCCAUCAGUGGCCUAUUAAAAAUCAUUUAGAUAAUAAUAAAACAUUAUAUAUAAGUUUGUACAGUCUUCAGAGUAGAUUAGCAAAUACACAGAGGUAAAACCAGGAGGAUAUUAUUUACAUGAAAGUGUGGGAAAUGAAAUGGAAGGAAGCUGCUUAUAAAUAGGGUAUAUGUUUGACUUCUAACAGGGUCCAUUUUUUAAUACUUUGCAAACAAUUUUGCCACCAAGUUCCCUGAGCUCUAAUUGUCCCCAUUGGUCCCAGCUCUUUAUACUUAUUAUAGGUAAUAUUUGUUGUGUUCCUACAGUGCCCUUAAUAAUUAUGUUAUAUAACCAUUUCUAGUACUUGCCUUUUAAAUGCUUAUGUUCAGUAUAGGCACCUAGAAACCAUAUUUUGUCAUUACGUUACACUAUGUCUAUUACCACUUUUGUAAACCACGUACCUGUAUUAUAAUAUGUUUGUAUAUUAAAACAAUAAAAUGUGUAUAUAAUUUUUUUUCUUUAAA